Messenger RNA from Acanthoscelides obtectus, 855 nucleotides. The record is from the annotation of a GenBank genome assembly. Lineage: Eukaryota; Metazoa; Arthropoda; Insecta; Coleoptera; Chrysomelidae.
CGGGCAGUAAGCAGAUAGAGAAACUGUUGCUUCGGACACUGAAUGUCUCGCGUGGACGGCGAGCGUCGCGGCAUAUCCUGAGACGCCGAUAUGCGACGUCCAUCUACGUCGUCGCGACGGUUACGGACGCUCCGCUCCUGCUACUGUUCGAUGUAACGCACGACACGUGUUCGCGGUUGACGUGUGCUCGUGUGAAUGUGAUGCGGUUGAUCGGAUGUGAUCUCGUGCAUUUAAGGGUUUUUGUUGUUUUUUCGUGUUGUAAGUUUGCGGUUCGUCAGCUUAGGAAUUCUGCGUUUAACGUUUAGGCCGAGAAAUUUUCAAACUGCAGCAACGUUUCAUUCCAGAAUGACCUAACAAUGCAAACGUAUAGUUACAUCUCAACUUAGCGACCUUUCGAACACUAAAUGUUAGUGACUUACGACGAUCCGCGACCAACGAACAAUGACUUAAAACGAACUAGUGCCGACGAUGCGGAAGUGAUGGUAAAAUGUUGGACAUUUUCCGCGGCCUCAAAUCGCUCGUCCGCGUCAGUCACAUCCACAUCGACUCGCCAGUCUUCCGACUGCACCAUUCGAUCACCGUCUCGAUCCUCAUCGCCUUCAGUCUCAUCGUCACCACGAGACAGUACGUCGGGAACCCGAUUGAUUGCAUCCACACCAAGGAGAUCCCCGAGGACGUCUUCAACACCUUCUGCUGGAUACAUUCGACGUUCACGGUAUCCACGAACAAGCAGGAGCCUUACGCCAAGAUGUACCUGCCCGGGAAUCCUGGGAUAAGGACGACGCACGACGAGAAGGAGAAGAAGGUGUAUCGGUAUUAUCAGUGGGUGUGCUUCUGCUUGUUUUUUCAGGUAAG